Molecule: messenger RNA, 803 nt
Organism: Diatraea saccharalis (sugarcane borer)
Lineage: Eukaryota; Metazoa; Arthropoda; Insecta; Lepidoptera; Crambidae
Source: the annotation of a GenBank genome assembly
AACCUAACAAAUUCUUUCUGUCAUUUUUGUCGGAGUUUAUUUUUAUCUCUUACCGUAAAGGAAAAUCUUAUCUUUUGAAUAAUAUUAAAUUAUUGCCGCAUAAAAUACCACGUUUUGAGUCAAAAUGUCAGAACAGAAUAUAGGAUCAGCCCCUGCAUCAGCAGCACCAUCCAGCACUGGUGUUGCAGAAGAACAGCGCUCCGGAGGCACUGCUGGCUCUGGUGCCGUGAGCGGUUCACCAUCUUCGGCCGAGGAGAAAGUCUACGGAGGCUGCGAGGGCCCGGACGCCAUGUAUGUGAAGUUGGUCUCCUCCGACGGCCACGAGUUUAUUGUGAAGCGCGAGCAUGCGCUCACGUCCGGUACCAUCAAAGCUAUGCUCUCUGGUCCGGGACAGUUCGCUGAGAAUGAAGCCAACGAAGUUAACUUCAGGGAGAUACCUUCACACGUCCUACAAAAGGUAUGCAUGUAUUUCACAUACAAAGUACGGUACACAAACUCAUCAACCGAAAUCCCCGAGUUCCCAAUCGCUCCCGAGAUAGCUUUGGAACUGCUGAUGGCCGCCAACUUCCUGGACUGUUAGAUUUGAAAACGUUAACGAUAAACGAUUGGUUGUAACGAGUUUUAUAAACUGUUGUUUUUUAUUUCGUUCUAUAAUAUUAUGGCUCUUUUACAUAAACGGUAUUUUACUGUUGGUCGAGUCUAAAAACAAUAUGAUACUGAAAGGAGAGUCACCAUACUCAAUAUAGACAUAUAAUAGUGUUUUUUUUUUUUAAAUAAAUCAAUCAAAGUUGUUAUUACUCUCU